This is a messenger RNA of Nelumbo nucifera (sacred lotus), 1803 nucleotides long. It is a transcript of the gene TUA5, whose product is annotated as tubulin alpha-5. Gene Ontology annotation, cellular component: microtubule. Gene Ontology annotation, molecular function: GTP binding; structural constituent of cytoskeleton. The record is from RefSeq and is a predicted model, not a curated record. NCBI's taxonomy places the organism in Eukaryota, Viridiplantae, Streptophyta, Magnoliopsida, Proteales, Nelumbonaceae. Gene Ontology annotation, biological process: microtubule-based process.
GACAAAGCCAUAGGGCUACCGAUUUUUUUUCCACCGCCUCGUCUCUCUUUGGUGCUAUAACAUAACGGUGAUAAGAGAGAGAGAGAGAGAGAGGGAUUUCGUUAUUAUUUGGGGAGAUUGAGGGAUUGAUACAGCGAGAGAGAGGGAAGAGAAAGGGGAAAAAUGAGAGAGAUCAUCAGCAUUCACAUUGGACAAGCGGGGAUUCAGGUCGGGAAUUCUUGCUGGGAAUUGUAUUGCCUCGAGCAUGAAAUUCAACCCGAUGGGAUGAUGCCUAGUGACACUUCAGUAGGUGUUGCACAUGAUGCUUUUAAUACCUUCUUCAGUGAGACUGGUGCUGGAAAGCAUGUGCCUAGAGCUAUAUUUGUUGAUCUGGAACCCACAGUCAUUGAUGAAGUUAGGACUGGGGCCUACAGACAACUUUUUCAUCCAGAGCAACUUAUUUCUGGCAAGGAAGAUGCUGCUAAUAACUUUGCAAGAGGGCAUUAUACUGUGGGGAAAGAGAUCGUAGAUCUUUGCCUCGACAGGGUAAGGAAACUAGCCGACAACUGCACCGGUUUGCAAGGUUUUUUGGUAUUUAAUGCUGUUGGUGGUGGCACUGGUUCUGGUUUGGGCUCUUUGCUCUUGGAACGUUUAUCAGUGGAUUAUGGGAAGAAAUCAAAGCUUGGAUUCACCAUAUAUCCUUCACCUCAGGUUUCUACAGCAGUUGUGGAGCCCUACAAUAGUGUGCUUUCCACUCAUUCCCUUCUUGAACACACAGAUGUGGCUGUUCUUUUGGACAAUGAGGCUAUUUAUGACAUCUGCCGCAGAGCCUUGGAUAUUGAGAGGCCAACCUACACCAACUUGAACCGCUUGAUAUCUCAGAUAAUUUCUUCUUUAACUACUUCCUUGAGGUUUGACGGAGCCAUCAACGUUGACAUUACAGAGUUCCAGACGAACCUUGUACCAUAUCCAAGGAUCCAUUUUAUGCUUUCAUCAUAUGCCCCUGUUAUCUCAGCUGAGAAAGCAUACCAUGAGCAGCUUUCAGUUCCUGAGAUCACAAAUGCAGUCUUUGAACCAUCAAGCAUGAUGGCCAAGUGUGACCCAAGGCAUGGGAAAUACAUGGCCUGCUGUUUGAUGUAUCGGGGAGAUGUCGUUCCCAAGGAUGUCAAUGCUGCAGUUGCAACCAUCAAGACCAAGAGGACUGUUCAAUUUGUUGACUGGUGUCCAACCGGCUUCAAGUGUGGGAUCAACUAUCAGCCUCCAACAGUGGUCCCUGGGGGUGAUCUGGCCAGGGUACAGCGUGCUGUGUGCAUGAUCAGCAACAAUACCGCAGUGGCGGAGGUGUUUUCACGGAUUGACCACAAAUUUGAUCUCAUGUAUGCCAAGCGGGCAUUUGUUCAUUGGUACGUUGGUGAAGGUAUGGAAGAAGGGGAGUUCUCAGAAGCCCGUGAGGAUUUGGCUGCUCUUGAGAAAGAUUACGAGGAAGUUGGGGCAGAGGGUGUCGAUGACGAAGAGGAAGGUGAAGAUUAUUAAAACGGUUUUCUUUUUCAAAGCAUUCAACCACAACCUAUCUGGUCUUCUAUUUUUCUUGUUUAUCUCUCUGUGUAUUAUCUUUUCAUGCUUAUAAAUCUUUUUGAAUGUCUUGAUCUGUGGUUCUAAUGGUUUGGGGCUGCAGUGAUUUCUGCGAAUUCAUUUGUCAAUUGCAUCAUUUCCCUUCAAUUUUGUGGCCUUCUUUUUUUUUUUUUCUUAUUUUUUCACUGGGUUGUUUAUGUUAUUAUGGAAGCAUCCUUGUAUGGAUAAAUAGAAUGUUUAGAUCUUAGAGGA